This is a messenger RNA of Lycium barbarum (goji berry), 708 nucleotides long. RefSeq lists its product as uncharacterized. The transcript has 3 exons. The coding region runs from base 213 to 611 and encodes 132 amino acids. The record is from RefSeq and is a predicted model, not a curated record. Gene Ontology annotation, molecular function: metal ion binding. Lineage: Eukaryota; Viridiplantae; Streptophyta; Magnoliopsida; Solanales; Solanaceae.
AAUUAUUUUUAUACAAAACGUACUACGUGUUCUGUUUGAGUUCAAUCAUACCCCUACUCCUGACUAUCUAUAAAUACUAGUACAAAGCAGAAGCCAUUUGCAUAGGCAAUUUCUCAGAUAUUUCAACAAUUACAGAUCUCUUUCCUCUCUCGCCAUUCUCCCCUACUGAAUUAUAGUAAUUGCGAAGCAAGUUUUCCCUCAAAUCCACAAAAAUGAAGCAAAAGGUGGUUAUCAGAUUAUCUUGGAACGGAAAUGAUCAGAAAUGUCGGUCCAAGGCCUUCAAGAUUGCUGUUUCUCAGCCAGGGUUAGAAUCAGUAGCUAUAGAAGCAGACGAAAAGAACCAAUUAGAAGUUGUGGGUGAACAGAUUGACGCGGUGACACUGACAAGUUCGCUCAGGAAGAAUUUGGGGCAAGCGGAAUUGUUGAGCGUUGGCCCUGCUGCUGGUGAUGACGAUAAAGAUAAUAGUUCUGACAUAACAGCCCAAGCUUCAGUUGUGCCUGUGACAAUAGAGUCACAACCAUAUUACUACCCCGAUUAUGCGGUACCUCAAUAUCCAGUUUUCCAAGUUAGAGAUUCAUAUCAACAAGAAGGCUGCCGCUCAAUUAUGUAAACGUAAGAUAAGAAAUGGCUUCCAAAAACUGCUUUAUUAGUCUUCAUACAUAUGCGUACGCUUUAGCUAUAUUAAAAUACUUAUGUAACAAUUUAUA